GGGGCCGGGGGCGGCGGGGGGGGCCCGGAUCCCUCGGCCCAGUGCCUCUACCCCGAGCUGGUGCCUCCGAGCUACGGACCCCACAGCGGCUACCAGGACCCUGGCCUGGCCGGCUCUGAGGUUUUCUCCCGGCUGCUGGGACCUGCAGACUGGCCCCCGGACAGUGCCUGUGGCUCCCAGGCCACUGAUCACUACUUCAAGGUGCCAGAGUCCUCCUGGGUCCCGUUUGAAUGCUGGCCCGGGUCAGAAGUCGCCCCGGGGGCAGAGGUCCCCAUGCCAGGGUACGAGCAGCCCCCCCCAGGGGCAGCUGGCCAGGUCCCAGGCUGCCAGGGUGCCCCCCACCAGAGCCGGCUGCAGUGCCCAGGGGGGGACCCCUGCUACCGUGCCCCCCCCAUCCUGGACCCCCUGCGCCCUGGUCCAGGCCUCUUCGCCCGCCUCCAGCCUUCCCCAGGCAGCUGCAGUCCCCCCCCACCCAGCCCAGCCCUGCGCCCAGACACCCCCAGGGGUGAGAGCCAGAGCAGGAGGAGCCUGGAUACCUGGGCUCCCUCCAGGGAGGCUGCCGAGAGAGCAGGGGGCUGGGAGCCCAGACACCUGGGUUCUGUGGGAGCUGAGGGAUCCAGGCUGCACUCCCCACCCAAAGAACCCAGGCUUCCUGGGGCAGGGGGAGCCCAGACCCCUGGUUCUCUGGGUGUGGAGCAGGAGCUGGGAGGUGAGAGCAGGGAGAGCCUGGAUCCUCUUAACCCCUCACCACUCCUCGCAGUGGAAGCCCUGCUGGAUGUGGCCUGCUCCAGUGCUGUGCCGGGGGGCGGCACCAACCGGGAGCUGGCACUGCACUGCCUCUGCCGGACCCAUGGGGACGUGAGGGCUGCUCUGGAGAUGCUGCUGUUGCAGAACCCAGCCUGGCCCCCCCAGCACUCCUUGAGCACCUACCACUACACGGGCAGUGACGCAUGGACGCCCCACGAGCGCCGGCAGUUUGCCAAGGCCUUUGCCCAGCAUGGAAAGGACUUCGCCCUCAUCCAGCGUGCGGUGCCAGCCAAGGGGCUGCAGCAGUGUGUGGAGUUCUACUACCUGCACAAGAGCCGGCUGGGGCGUGGCCAGAAGCGCCAAGGACCCUCAGAGGCCCUGGACAUGGCCCCUAGUACCUGCUUCCCCUGCCAACGCUGUGGCAGGUCCUUUGUGAAGAUCAAGAGCCGCAAUGCACACAUGAAGAUCCACCGGCUGCACCAGCCCACCGGGGAAGGCCCCAGGCCUCUCCCCCUGCCCCCCCAGCAAUGCCUCCUGUAGACUCGGCAACUGGGGCAGGCGCUUUAUUG
Messenger RNA from Alligator sinensis (Chinese alligator), 1316 nucleotides. Its product is annotated as zinc finger protein 541-like. Gene Ontology annotation, cellular component: histone deacetylase complex; transcription regulator complex. The annotation marks the transcript as partial. Gene Ontology annotation, molecular function: transcription corepressor activity. NCBI's taxonomy places the organism in Eukaryota, Metazoa, Chordata, Crocodylia, Alligatoridae. The transcript is spliced from 11 exons. The record is from RefSeq and is a predicted model, not a curated record. Gene Ontology annotation, biological process: negative regulation of DNA-templated transcription; regulation of transcription by RNA polymerase II.